AUGGGUCACGAAGAUGCUGUUUAUCUGGCCAAGCUCGCCGAGCAGGCCGAGCGAUAUGAGGAGAUGGUCGAGAACAUGAAGAUCGUCGCCUCCGAGGACCGCGACCUGACCGUCGAGGAGCGCAACCUCCUCUCCGUCGCCUACAAGAACGUCAUUGGUGCCCGCCGUGCCUCUUGGAGAAUAGUCACUUCUAUCGAGCAGAAGGAGGAGUCUAAGGGCAACUCUUCCCAGGUUACCCUUAUCAAGGAGUACCGCCAGAAGAUUGAGGCCGAGCUUGCCAAGAUCUGCGAUGACAUUCUCGAUGUUCUUGACAAGCACCUGAUUCCUUCUGCCAAGUCUGGAGAGUCCAAGGUCUUCUACCACAAGAUGAAGGGUGACUACCACCGUUACCUUGCCGAGUUCGCCAUUGGCGACCGCCGCAAGGACUCCGCCGACAAGUCUCUCGAGGCUUACAAGGCUGCUACCGAGGUUGCCCAGACCGAGCUGCCUCCUACCCACCCUAUCCGCCUGGGUCUUGCGCUCAACUUCUCCGUCUUCUACUACGAGAUCCUCAACGCCCCUGACCAGGCUUGCCACCUCGCUAAGCAGGCAUUCGACGAUGCUAUUGCUGAGCUCGACACCCUCAGCGAGGAGAGCUACAAGGACUCCACCCUCAUCAUGCAGCUGCUCCGUGACAACCUGACUCUCUGGACCUCUUCUGAGGCCGAGAACACUUCUGGCCAAGCCGAUGCCCCCGCCAAGGAGGAGACCCCAGCCGAGGCUGCCGCCCCCGCUGAGGAGCCCAAGGCUGAGUAA
Trichoderma breve is the source of this 795-nucleotide messenger RNA. RefSeq names its product 14-3-3 protein domain-containing protein. Gene Ontology annotation, biological process: signal transduction. Bases 1 to 795 code for a protein of 264 amino acids. The record is from RefSeq and is a predicted model, not a curated record. The transcript has 5 exons. Gene Ontology annotation, cellular component: cytoplasm. Lineage: Eukaryota; Fungi; Ascomycota; Sordariomycetes; Hypocreales; Hypocreaceae.